ACGCGCAGCUGUCAUGUGGGGAAGAUGAGUGAUACCGUGGUCGCAGAGGGAGCCGCAAAAAUCAGAGACGGCAAAAAAUGGAGGAGCCGCUGGCUGGUUCUGCGCAAACCCUCACCGGUCGCAGAUUGUUUGGUGCUGUACGUUUAUAAGGAGCGCGGUUUGAAGGACAGGAGCAGCGUGACGCUGGAGCACAUCUGCGGUCUGGAGACGUGUGUCAGCGCCGACGUUCCCUUCAUCCUCUCAAUCCUGUGUCUCAGUCAAACCGCCAUGCUCGGCUUCGACAGCAAGGAGGCGCUGCAGAGCUGGGACCUGCGACUGCGCUACUGCCUCGGGGAAGAUUCUGUCUGUUUGAGCUUUACGCAAGUCUUGAGUAAUUCAGAUGUGUGUCAUGAUCAUUGUGUUUUUGGUUUGACUUGCAGGUGUUCUUUAACACACAACUUUGACCGUGACCAGAAGUGGGGAUACUGUAGUUCACCCACACGGUUGUUUAAUGGGUUUCUUCCUCCACGUCAGGGUCCAGGUCUCUGUCGGCAAAACCCGUGUUUGAAUGGGGGUGUUUGUGCCACGAACACUCACCUAGACUCAUUUGAUUGUGUGUGUCCGGAUGGCUUUACUGGAGCUCUGUGUGAAAAAAAGAAGUGCUACGAGCCGCUGCGUCUGAAGCACUAUGACAUUGGAGAAUCGUGGGGACGGAUCUACCAACGAAGCGUAGAGAUGUGCACGUGCCUCGGUGGGGAGGUCAGCUGCGAGCGUGCACGUUACACGGUGUGUUCGCGAAAUCUCUGUGAAAAUGACGGUGUCUGUAGAAUGAUUGAGGCCACUGGUGAAGAGGUGUGUGGGUGCAAAUCUGGAUAUAUUGGACAAUACUGUAACAUCAACCCACGAGAGCAGUGUUACCGUGAUUCAGGUGCAGAGUAUCGUGGUGUAGCCAAUGUCACUGUCUCUGGAUCAUCCUGCCUGCCAUGGAACUCGGAUCUGUUGUUCAGUGAGCUGACAGUAGAUACAGUGGACAGCGCCCCCCUCAGGGGCCUUGGAGAACAUGCUUUCUGCAGGAAUCCUGAUCAAGAUAAGCUGCCAUGGUGUUACACAAUGACAGAGAAAGCCAUUUCUUGGGAGUACUGCGACAUCCAGCCCUGCUCAAAACAACCAUCUUCCCGCAGAGUUCCUGUCAUGACUGCCGUACCUCGGCCGCCCCGCACCCCUGCCAGGACACCGGCGUGUGGUAAGAGGCACAGGAAACGGAUCGAUCGGGGUCGUAUCCUGGGUGGGACUUCCGCAUUGGCUGGCGCUCACCCCUGGAUGGCAGCGUUGUACAUCAGAGAUGAGUUCUGCGCGGGAACGCUGGUUUCCGCCUGCUGGAUCGUAUCCGCGGCCCACUGCUUCCUGCGCAAUCCAUUGCGGUCACAGAUUCGGGUUGUUCUUGGCCAACAUCACUUUAACGACACCGGCUCGAACACCAGGACGUUUGGUGUUGAGGACUAUAUUUUGUACCCCAAUUAUACUCAGUUCCAGCCGACCUUAAAUGAUAUUGUCUUACUGAAGCUGAAGAAGGUCAACGGACGCUGUGCUCAGAAAACACAGUUCAUCAGGCCGAUCUGCCUGCCAGAGAAAGGCACAACGUUCCCGGAUCACUUCUGCUGUAAGAUCUCGGGCUGGGGUCAUAUGAGUGAAAAGGCAAACUCAUAUUCAGACCUGAUCGAGGGAGUGGUGAAGAUUAUUCCGUUUGACCAGUGUUCGAGUCCAGAUGUGUAUGGAUCAGAGGUCCGGUCAGGGAUGCUGUGUGCCGGGAGUGACUCCUGUGUGGACGCCUGCCAGGGAGACUCCGGCGGUCCUUUAGCAUGUGAGUGUAACGGUGCGAGUUUCCUUUACGGCAUCAUCAGUUGGGGGGACGGAUGUGGACGGUCAGGAAAACCAGGCGUGUAUACCCUCGUGCCCAAAUAUUCUGACUGGAUAAACAGCGUCAUUAAAAGAUCCAGGAAAACAUCAUCAGCUAACAGAAUAAAGAUAAACAUUUCCAUUGGGAAUCAAUGCCAAAGACAACCCAUAAAUCAACUGUGACUUUAUUAUUAAUGUAUUACUCUUUCCAUUACAGUGUUCAUGUUAUUGAGUAAUACUAAUGAACUUAAGUGUUGUUAAUGCUAUUGUAUUUAUAUUAACAAGCAAUAUAUAUAUAUAUAUAUAUAUAUAUAUAUAUAUAUAUUGCAUAUCAAUAAAUUAAAUUUAUUGCUGUG
Messenger RNA from Pimephales promelas (fathead minnow), 2231 nucleotides. Lineage: Eukaryota; Metazoa; Chordata; Actinopteri; Cypriniformes; Leuciscidae. The record is from RefSeq and is a predicted model, not a curated record.